AUGACGGCAGAGGCGUUUAUUGCCGCUCUACGACGAUUCAUCGCGAGAAGAGGUGAAAUAAAAACAAUAAACAGCGAUAACGGAACCAAUUUUGUUGCAGCGAAUCGAUUGUUACACGAGUUAACAAUCAUCGAAAAAGAGGAGUUCAACGAUGAGGUAGCAAAUGAGCUCACGACACAAGGCAUCAUGUGGAAGUUUUCACCACCAGCGGCACCUCAUUUCAACGGCCUUGUAGAGGCUGGCGUAAAAACAAUAAAAACGCAUUUGAAAAGGGCAUUGGGUGAGCAAAAAUUCACUUUCGAAGAGCUAUCAACAUUACUGGCUCAAAUCGAAGCAGCGGCAAAUUCAAGACCACUCACACCUAUGUCUUGCGACACAAACGACAGCACGAUACUAACACCAGCGCAUUUUUUGCUAAAUUCAUAUCCAGUAGCAAUUACAAACGAAAAUUUUGAUGAGGUGAAGUUAAAUUGUCUCGAUCGUUGGAAAAAAGUUCAGCAAACGGUGAGGCAGUUCUGGCAUCGCUGGCAGAAUGAAUAUCUGCACACAAUUCAACAAAGAGCAAAAUGGCACACGCCAAACGACGCAAUAAAAAAAGACGACUUAGUGCUGAUAAGUGACUCAGCACCUGUGGGCAAAUGGCCCAUGGGCAGAGUGUUAGAGGUUCAUCAAGGACAAGAUGGACUCACGCGAGUGGCCACCGUUAAAACGGCCAACAACACGUUAAAACGGCCAAUAACCAAAUUGGCACCAUUACCAAUCGACC
Molecule: messenger RNA, 766 nt
Organism: Sitodiplosis mosellana (orange wheat blossom midge)
Lineage: Eukaryota; Metazoa; Arthropoda; Insecta; Diptera; Cecidomyiidae
Exons: 1
Biological process (GO): DNA integration
Molecular function (GO): nucleic acid binding
Source: RefSeq, a predicted model, not a curated record